GUUACCUCAGCUUUUGUUCCCUAUUCCCAUUGUCUGGAUUAUCACGCCGAUUUGGGCAAUGGCAUGUAGCCAUGCACCAUCCAAUCAAACUCUAGAUUUCGUCUAGUACCGAUUCGUACACGGUGGGGCUGACGCUUCGAUAUUUUCAUGUGUAAAUCAGAUUCUGCACCCCUUCUAGGGUAAUCAUCUUAAAGGAAUCACUUGAUGUAAGAUUCACAACUGAUCACCAUAAUACUUUGCAUUUAUUGUCUCCGAGCCACCUUUGCAAUACUCCAUCGUGUCAGUCAUGUGUAAAUAUAUGACAAAUUCCUUUGAAAGCUGUGCCUUUUAUGACACAACGGAAUCGAAAAUGUCGGAUCAGCGGAUUGUGAUCAACGUUAGUGGGCUGCGUUAUGAAACACAGAAGGCAACUUUAAAUCGAUUUCCAAAUACUCUUCUGGGAUGUCCUUUACGUCGGAACCGCUACUACGAUGCGUUGCGCAAUGAGUACUUUUUUGACCGCAACCGACCAAGCUUCGAUGCAAUCCUUUAUUUUUACCAAAGUGGCGGUCGGCUAAGAAGACCGGUAAACGUACCGAUUGAUGUAUUUACGGAAGAAAUCAAAUUUUAUGAUCUUGGCGAAGAAGCGUUUGAACGGUACCGAGAGGAUGAGGGAUUUAUUAAGGACGAAAUACACAUACUACCGAAGAACAAUUUCCAACGUAAAGUGUGGUUGCUGUUCGAAUACCCUGAAAGCUCCGCCGCAGCCCGUUGCGUGGCUAUUAUUUCAAUCACUGUCGUUCUCAUAUCAAUUGUCGUCUUCUGUGUAGAAACCCUUCCUCAUUUCCGUCAUUAUGAGAUCCUGCGACCGGAUGAUGAACCGCUACCAGUAAUCAUGCCAGUGGAUACCCCUCAAACCACUGGAACAUUUUUUGUCCUAGAAACGCUUUGUAUCAUUUGGUAUACCCUAGAACUACUGAUUCGUUUUGCAUCUUGUCCUCAGAAGCUGUAUUUUUUUAAACAGAUAAUGAACUUGAUCGACAUAGUGUCCAUCAUCCCUUACGCCAUCACCGUUGGUACGCUUUUUGCGGAAACUACGAAAACACAAAAUCAAGCAAUGUCACUUUCUAUUUUAAGAGUGAUUCGCUUAGUUCGAGUAUUUCGAAUUUUUAAGCUAUCCCGACACUCAAAGGGACUUCAGGUUCUUGGAAGAACGCUGCGAGCCAGCUUUCGGGAGUUGGGACUGUUGUGCUUCUUUCUCUUUGUGUGUGUCGUGCUUUUUUCUGCUGCUGUUUACUUCGCUGAAGUGGAUGCUGCAGAUGAACAAUUCCCUAGCAUCAUCGAUGCAUUCUGGUGGGCCGUAGUGACCAUGACCACCGUUGGUUACGGUGAUAUGAGACCGGUUACGAUGUGGGGAAAGGUCGUGGGAUCUAUGUGUGCUAUUGCGGGUGUCUUAACCAUAGCUCUACCAGUUCCUGUUAUUGUAUCAAAUUUCAACUACUUUUACCACAGGGAAUCGGAAGCGGAGGAUAAAGCGGUGUAUGUUCAUGUGUCAAACAGCCACGGAGAUUUGUGCGACUCAGAUGGCACUCGUUCACACUUUAAUCGUUCCAGUGAAGAAAGCACUUCUGGAAAGUUACUUUGUGUCUAUAUUAACAGACGAGCUUCGUUCCGCUUAUCCGACAAGGAGAAAAACUCAUUUGCUCUCAUGGACAGACGAGCUUCAGAACCUCCAGUAUCUGUUGAGAGGGAAGCUGUGCAUUCCUCUGCCGACAGCGAUGAAUGCAGUGAACUAUGCCCACAGAAGCCCACAUCCAAAUCCAGUGAAAAUGCAGCCUCCAUUUCAUAUCGUCACCAUCACCAAGAAUUUCAGGAAAUUAUGCUGCAGCACGAGCUACAGGCCCAACGCUUCAAGGACAUUUAUCCACAACAACAGGUAGUCACUUAUCCAAAAAGGUCUUCCACACAGUACACGAAUAAUCCGUGUGCGGAAUCUGAGGUUUUAGUUCUUCCGUAACACUGCGUAUCAAUUUCUACCUUGUGAAUAUCCACCAACUUCCUUCAAGUGACAGCUGGUCUUGAGCUUGAAAAUGUAACUUUUCCACUACCAUGAAGGACAAUAUUGAUCCUUUCUACUAGUAUCGAUUAAAAAUGGCUGCAUUUCUUUUACCGUGAAAGUUAU
Dicrocoelium dendriticum is the source of this 2161-nucleotide messenger RNA. The record is from the annotation of a GenBank genome assembly. NCBI's taxonomy places the organism in Eukaryota, Metazoa, Platyhelminthes, Trematoda, Plagiorchiida, Dicrocoeliidae.